This is a messenger RNA of Vicia villosa (hairy vetch), 834 nucleotides long. RefSeq lists its product as uncharacterized. The transcript is spliced from 2 exons. NCBI's taxonomy places the organism in Eukaryota, Viridiplantae, Streptophyta, Magnoliopsida, Fabales, Fabaceae. Bases 1 to 834 code for a protein of 277 amino acids. The record is from RefSeq and is a predicted model, not a curated record.
AUGUUGCAUUGGAUUCGUACAGAGGCUACAAAACUAGGAUUUGGUGUUGUAAUUGGAAGGUACGAUUAUGAUACAUUUAGAAUAAAUGAAUUUGUGACUUUGACAUGCGAAAGAAGUGGGAAAUAUAUCCGUCGUAUCCAAAAAUUGAAACGCGACGACACCGGUUCAAGAAAAUGUGAAUGCCCAUUUAGAUUGUGUGGUUAUCUUUUGGCAAAUAACAAAUGGAAAUUUAAUGUGAUAUGUGGUUUGCACAACUAUGAUCUAUGUCAAAAGUUGGCUGGUCAUCCAAUUGCAAGCCGACUUCUUCCAGAUGAGAAGACAUGUGUUUCUGACAUGACUUUGAGCUUAGUACCGCCCAAAAACAUUCUUGCAACCUUGAAGCGUAAAAGACCCGGGAAUACAUCAAAUAUCAAGCAAGUUUACAAUAGGCGUUAUCAAUCCAAAUUAGCGCUUAGGGGGGAUCGAACCGAGAUGCAACACCUCAUGGAACUUCUUGAUGAAAACAAUUAUGUUUACCAACAAGUACAGGCUUCCCUUGUUGGAAAUUGUUGGUGUUACGUCGACCGAGAUACAACAUUAAUGAAUUCGGUUGCAACUGUAUUUUUGACUUCUUACGCCUUACUUUGUAAGUAUCAUAUUACUAAAAAUGUGAAAGGUCGGGUUAAACCCGCGGUGGAGACAAAACAGAUUGCAUGUGAAGAUGGAAAACUGGUCAAGACGGACGUUAUUGUGGAGAAAAUUAUGGAUGCAUGGAAUGUGAUAGUAAGUGCAUCUACAAAAGUGGAUUCACACCGGAGGAUAAGUGGAUGUGUUUCCCAGAUAUGGGUAAUCUAA